This is a messenger RNA of Acanthoscelides obtectus, 354 nucleotides long. NCBI's taxonomy places the organism in Eukaryota, Metazoa, Arthropoda, Insecta, Coleoptera, Chrysomelidae. The record is from the annotation of a GenBank genome assembly.
AUGGCUGAUCCACGUAUAAGAACGAUCAAAAUAAAAACAGGUGUUGUAAGAAGGUUAGCUAAGGAAAAAACCGUGUACGAAAGAGAAGCAGAUCAACAGAAGGUUCGCAUAGAAAAACUGAAAAGCGAAGGAAAAGACGAAUACAACAUCAAGAAGCAGGAAGAAGUACUGAAUGAGUGCUAUAUGAUGGUACCGGAUUGCCAACGACGUCUAGUAGUAGCUUACGAAGAGCUGAAGAACAUCUUGGAGACUGAGCAAGAUUUGAAAGAUACUGAAGAUUAUUUGGCGGCUCAGAAAGUAUUGGAAGACGCUAAGAGUCAAUUACCCAAGCCCGGCGAACUGCACAUGUGUUAG